AUGUGGGAAUCGCCCGCCUCGUGGCUGGGAGAGCAGGGUUGCCAAGGAGCGCGUAAACGGACGUGGUGUAAAGGGGGCGGUGCCAGGCGACGGCCGCUUGGCUCGGCGGCGGAGCGUCUCGUUAUCGCCGGCGGCGGAAGGGGGUGGCGGGGUGGCCCUUCCGGCUUUGGUCGCCAGCCCCGCGGCCGAACCCCCCGCAAGCGCCGCCGUUUCGAACUGAGCGGUGAAUGGAGGGUGUAUGAAGUGCGCGUGUGUGUGUGUGUGUGUGUGUGCGCGCGCGAAGUGCAUUCCUACUUCUGUACGAUUGACCGCGCGUGUGGUGCGUCCUCGCGCAAGCUGCCGCGAAAUGAUGUCGCGAACUCGGCCGCGCACGCACGUUUUCCUCGCGCCCCUCGGCCGGGCGCACGCGAGCCAACCGCGCGCACUUACGGCGGCGGCGGCUGUCCCUUGCACCCAGCGAAGACGCUUUUCGCUCGGAUGGGCGCACGCGCACGCGGCGGCGCGCGAUUGCCACAGUCCUGCCUUGGCAAGCCAAAGGUUGAAGGAGAUGAAGAAAAGGAGGAGGAGAAGGGGAAGAUGGAGAAGAGGAAGAAGGAGAAAAGGAGAAAAAGGCCGGACUAG
Messenger RNA from Gryllus bimaculatus (two-spotted cricket), 621 nucleotides. The record is from the annotation of a GenBank genome assembly. NCBI's taxonomy places the organism in Eukaryota, Metazoa, Arthropoda, Insecta, Orthoptera, Gryllidae.